Molecule: messenger RNA, 14388 nt
Organism: Puntigrus tetrazona (Sumatra barb)
Lineage: Eukaryota; Metazoa; Chordata; Actinopteri; Cypriniformes; Cyprinidae
Gene: cacna1c
Product: calcium channel, voltage-dependent, L type, alpha 1C subunit
Exons: 49
Coding region: 2151-8786 (2211 amino acids)
Biological process (GO): calcium ion import across plasma membrane
Cellular component (GO): membrane; voltage-gated calcium channel complex
Molecular function (GO): high voltage-gated calcium channel activity
Source: RefSeq, a predicted model, not a curated record
UAUUUGUAUUAUAUCUAUUUAUCCUCAAUGAUACCAGGCGCUUUUGACUUAUGAUAACUUAUAAAAUAAUAUAAGUUAAAAUAAUAAAUAAUAAAAUAAUAAUCGCGCUAAAAAUCAAUUACAAAAUAAAUAAAUUAAAACUAGUAGCCAAAUUCACUAUCUCUUGCGUGGUGCAUGGUUCAUGACAACUGCGAGUAAAACAUUAGUACAACAUAAAAAUGCGUGCACCCUUAAAAGAAGUUUAAACUAGGGACUAGAGGGAAAAAAACGCAGAAACCGAAUGCUAAUUGCUUCAGAGUUACAGUCGUAUUAUGACUAACUAGUCUUUUUCCCAAAUGCACCUCCUAAAGCACAGUUUGCUCGUUUAACACUAGAGGGCAUCACUGUACAAUUCCUCGUGAGCUUUCGUCGUUUUCCAGAGAGCACAGCAGCCCAUGAAGUUUUUAUGCUGUUGUCAAAAUGAAUCUCUUUACGCACGCAUUUGUACGUUUGAGCUGGGACGACAAAUCUGUCCUAAAAUGUUGGUUAAAAGCCUUUAUGUUCGGCAUACUCGCUUCCAUUACGUGGAUAUAAACGGGGUGAAGAGUCAGUGCAGAAGGGAAGAGGAUGCUGGCCUCAGUUAUGUUUAGUUAAUUGGUUAAUUACAGUGUUAGUGAAAGAGUCGUGUAGCCUGUGGCUGUCGAGUACGUCCACUGCUGUAUAUCACUUUCAACGUGCAGACAGGGACACGAGUCGUCUUGACGUUUGAGAUGCGGGUGAGGAAGCUGGGAGGAACUUUGCAAUCUUUGAAGCAUCCACCAGUUUUCCUUCUGCAGCGAUGGCCCGCCAUUCUUUGGAUUCCCAGAAGCUUGCCAUUACAAAGUGGCACUGAAAAACACUUUGCGACAGUUUCCUCUGUGCUUCGUAUAAACAUACCAAAGUUAAUCAAUUAUUUGAGGACGCUGAAGGGAAAUCGCUGACCUCCGCCGUGAACUUUUGUUUCGAAGCCAAAUUCGAUCAGAGGACCCCUGGCUGCACCGGGGCGAGCUCGUUUGUCGUUUAUCCGGGGGGACGUCUGAAAAGCUGCGGCUUCGAGUGCCUUUCCGCUGCACGCUUGGCGAUUCUUCUGACUGAUUGAAAAAAUUCAACAAUCUGCGCUUCUGACGCGCAGAGAGCGAGAAAUGAUAGUCUGGGGGGCAGGGGGUGUCUCUCGGGACAUGCGAAGUUUUCUCAUGGCUGGAGGGAGGGACCAGGGAAGGGCCUGCUAAAUUCGUACUAGGCCGUUCGCCGAUGAGAGAUUCUCAGUCAUCUUGCAGAAAUUCCCAGGCCCCAACGUCCCCUUUUAUCAGAGCCCCGCCAGUCCUCGGGAAACAGCCUGUCCUGCCAUGGGAAGAUCAGGCCGGUUAAACCUCAGCUGAAGGGAAAAAUCAGCCCCCGACACCUGCUGCUGGGGGGAACUCGACGUUCUCCCCAGAAGUGUGGCAUCCCGGCAGGAAGUGGAUAAUGUCUAAACAUGGUGCACGGAGAGCGCAUUUACACCAGAUUGGUUGCGGUGCGAAUCGUCUCCCGACGUGAUUCCGGACUGUAAAAGAACUCGAAUGGGUUCCUAGUCUGGCUACGCUUCACUGUAUUGGAGCUGAUUCCCAAGUUCGCUCUCUCCCCCUCAAGAGAUACAGCCCGUGUGGAAACGCGUGGAGGAUUUAUUCUCCUUUCUAGCGCAGUCACAUCUGGAAGCAGUCAGGGAGUCUACAGGGGAGGGGGUUUGGUCGUCAGAUCAUUGCAGAGAGGCUGGUGGUGUGCGCUCUCUCUCCGCAGGGCCACAGACUGACUACUCCCCUUUCUCUCCAAUAUGGACUGGACGCGGCCGAUUCUGCACUCUAUUUCCUAACGAGGCGCGACGCAAACUACGCCUGUUGUGGAACAUCUCGGAUGGAGUCGAUCACACGCGAAGAUUGAAGCCCGUGAGAUCUGGAAUAUACACACCUUUUUACCUUUCGCUGCGCUUUCUGAAACGGUCUCUGAAACCUACGCCCGCUUUUCCUGCGCUUCUCCCGGCUCUUGCAGCAUCCUUUUCGAACCGUUCGCGAGCGAAACGCGCCCGAUUCGAUUAUCGAUUAUCAGCAAGCGGCGCUGGUAUCAUGUUUCUUAGGUAGGGCCCGGAUGUUCCAAAGAUGCACUGGUUCGUUUUCUUAGGUGGUUCCUGCGAUUAUCCUUUCCUGAUCUUUAGCUCCAUAAUGGGGAUCAGCUGGACCACAUAUAUGGUAAAUGAAAGCAAAAACAUGUACAUACCGGAGGACACCCUUGAAAACCAUCAAGGCUCCAACUAUUCCAGUCCGUCGUUGGCUCCAGUCCCCAGUCUGAAUGAGGACGAGCGUGUGGGGGGCGGGGGUGGGGUGCUGGGUCUUGCACCUGAACACAUUCCCACCCCUGGCGCCCCCCUCAGCUGGCAGGCAGCCAUCGACGCGGCACGGCAGGCCAAGCUGAUGGGCACCACCGGAGCCCCGAUCUCCACUGCGAGCUCCACGCAGCGCAAACGCCAGCACUACACCAAACCCAAGAAACAGGCCAGCACUGCCUCCACGCGCCCUCCCCGAGCCCUUCUCUGCCUCACUCUUAAAAACCCCAUCCGCAGGGCGUGCAUCAGUAUCGUGGAAUGGAAACCGUUUGAAAUCAUAAUUUUGAUGACUAUUUUUGCAAACUGUGUGGCCUUAGCUGUCUACAUCCCUUUCCCUGAGGAUGAUUCCAACGCAACCAACUCAAACCUGGAACGGGUGGAGUAUCUCUUUCUGAUCAUUUUUACGGUGGAAGCAUUUCUGAAAGUUAUUGCGUACGGGCUGCUGUGUCACCCUAAUGCGUACCUGCGGAACGGCUGGAACUUGCUGGAUUUCAUCAUCGUGGUGGUUGGGCUCUUCAGUGCAAUAUUAGAGCAGGCCACUAAAGGGGAUGGUGGGACUUCAAUGGGAGGCAAGGCUGCAGGGUUUGAUGUAAAAGCCCUACGGGCCUUUAGAGUGUUGAGACCUCUGAGACUCGUAUCUGGAGUACCUAGUUUACAGGUGGUGCUGAACUCCAUCAUUAAAGCCAUGGUUCCCCUCCUGCACAUCGCUCUGCUCGUUCUGUUCGUCAUCAUCAUUUAUGCCAUCAUCGGCCUCGAGCUCUUCAUGGGCAAGAUGCACAGAACCUGUUUUUUCUUCAAAGACGGGCACAAAGGUCCUAUAUCUGAAGAAAAGCCGGCCCCCUGCGCCCCAAGCUCUGCCCACGGACGACAUUGCACCCCGGCCAACGUAACGCAGUGCAUGAUGGGAUGGGAGGGCCCAAAUGAUGGAAUCACGAACUUUGAUAACUUUGCAUUUGCCAUGCUGACUGUGUUUCAAUGCAUCACUAUGGAGGGAUGGACUGAUGUCCUUUACUGGAUGCAGGAUGCCAUGGGUUAUGAGCUUCCGUGGGUCUAUUUUGUCAGUCUGGUCAUCUUUGGAUCCUUUUUCGUUCUAAAUCUGGUUCUUGGUGUAUUGAGCGGAGAGUUCUCUAAAGAGCGAGAAAAGGCCAAAGCUCGCGGAGAUUUCCAGAAGCUCCGUGAGAAGCAGCAGCUGGAGGAGGAUCUAAAGGGCUACCUGGACUGGAUCACGCAGGCGGAGGAUAUCGACCCCGAGAACGACGACGAGGGACUGGACGACGACAAGCCUAGAAACCUGAGUAUGCCGGCCAGUGAAAAUGAGUCAGUGAACACUGAUAAUGCUCCAGCUGGAGACAUGGAGGGAGAGACCUGCUGUACUCGCAUGGCAAAUAGGAUCUCCAAAUCCAAAUUCAGUCGAUAUUCACGCCGAUGGAAUCGGUUAUGUCGGCGCACAUGCCGUGCAGCGGUGAAGUCAAAUGUGUUUUACUGGCUGGUGAUUUUCCUGGUGUUUUUGAACACACUUACCAUUGCCUCCGAGCACCACCAGCAGCCACAGUGGCUCACCAAUGUACAAGAAAUCGCCAAUAAGGUGUUGCUGGCACUUUUUACUGGUGAGAUGCUGCUGAAAAUGUACAGCUUGGGCCUCCAGGCCUAUUUCGUCUCCCUUUUUAACCGCUUUGACAGUUUUGUGGUGUGCGGUGGGAUUCUGGAGACUAUCCUGGUGGAAAUCAAGAUCAUGUCACCCCUCGGCAUCUCUGUGCUGCGCUGUGUGCGUCUGCUCCGCAUCUUCAAGAUCACCAGGUACUGGAACUCUCUCAGUAACCUGGUGGCAUCUCUGCUGAACUCGGUGCGUUCUAUCGCAUCCCUGCUGCUGCUGCUCUUCCUGUUCAUCAUCAUCUUCAGUCUGCUUGGAAUGCAGCUCUUUGGUGGCAAGUUCAACUUUGACGAGACGCGCCGCAGCACCUUUGAUAACUUCCCCCAGUCUCUCCUCACCGUCUUUCAGAUUUUGACCGGAGAGGACUGGAACUCUGUGAUGUAUGAUGGGAUCAUGGCGUACGGGGGACCCUCGUUUCCUGGCAUGCUUGUCUGCAUUUAUUUCAUCAUCCUCUUCAUCUGCGGAAACUACAUCCUCCUGAAUGUCUUCUUGGCCAUCGCCGUGGACAACCUGGCAGACGCCGAGAGUCUGACAUCAGCGCAGAAAGAGGAAGAGGAGGAGAAAGAGAGGAAGAAGCUGGCCAGAACGGCCAGUCCAGAGAAGCGCCAGGACUCGGAGAAACCACCUCUGGAGGAUGAAAAGAAAGAGGAAAAGAUUGAACUAAAAUCCAUCACUUCUGAUGGAGAGACUCCAACUGCCACUAAGAUCAACAUAGAUGAGUACACAGGGGAGGAGAACGAGGAGAAGAAUCCAUAUCCUGUGAACGAUUUCCCAGCAGGAGAGGAGGACGAAGAGGAGCCAGAGAUGCCAGUAGGUCCUCGUCCACGUCCGCUCUCCGACAUUCAGCUGAAAGAGAAAGCCGUCCCAAUGCCAGAAGCCAAAGCUUUCUUUGUUUUCAGCCCCACUAACAAGUUCAGGGUUUUGUGUCAUAAGAUUGUAAACCACAACAUUUUCACCAAUUUAAUCCUGUUCUUUAUACUGCUGAGCAGUAUUUCACUGGCAGCGGAAGACCCAGUGAAUAAUGACUCAUUCAGGAAUCAGAUUCUAGGCUAUGCAGAUUAUGUGUUUACAGGAAUCUUCACCAUAGAGAUCAUAUUAAAGAUGACAGCGUAUGGAGCAUUCCUACAUAAGGGUUCAUUUUGUCGGAAUUAUUUUAAUAUUUUGGAUCUGGUGGUGGUCAGUGUGUCUCUGAUCUCCUCUGGAAUUCAGUCAAGUGCCAUUAAUGUAGUGAAGAUUCUCAGAGUGCUGAGGGUGUUGAGGCCCCUGAGAGCAAUCAACAGAGCCAAGGGCCUCAAACAUGUGGUCCAGUGUGUGUUUGUAGCCAUCCGCACCAUCGGGAACAUCGUCAUCGUCACCACUUUGCUGCAGUUCAUGUUUGCCUGUAUCGGUGUUCAACUUUUCAAGGGCAAAUUCUUCUACUGCACAGACACCUCUAAACAGACACAGGCUGAAUGCCGGGGGUCCUAUAUAUUAUACAAAGAUGGGAAUGUUGGGAAGCCAGAGAAAGCACAGCGUUCAUGGGAGAACAGUGAUUUCAACUUUGAUGAUGUCCUGCAGGGCAUGAUGGCUCUGUUUGCCGUGUCCACCUUUGAGGGUUGGCCAGGGCUCCUCUACAGAGCCAUCGACUCCCACGCGGAGGAUGUUGGCCCAAUCUACAACUACCGCGUCAUCAUCUCUAUAUUCUUCAUCAUCUACAUCAUCAUCAUCGCCUUCUUCAUGAUGAACAUAUUCGUAGGUUUCGUCAUUGUGACGUUUCAGGAGCAGGGAGAGCAAGAGUACAAAAACUGCGAGCUGGAUAAGAACCAGCGUCAGUGCGUGGAAUAUGCCCUGAAGGCCCGUCCCCUGCGCAGGUACAUCCCCAAGAACCCUUAUCAGUACAAGGUGUGGUACGUGGUGAACUCCACCUACUUUGAGUACCUGAUGUUCACCCUCAUCCUUCUCAACACCAUCUGCCUGGCCAUGCAGCAUCAUGGCCAAUCUCAAUCCUUCAGCAAAGCUAUGAAUAUCCUCAAUAUGUUGUUCACCGGCCUCUUCACUGUGGAAAUGAUCCUCAAACUCAUCGCCUUCAAACCCAGGCAUUAUUUUGUUGAUGCAUGGAACACGUUUGAUGCCCUUAUUGUAGUGGGUAGUGUUGUUGAUAUAGCCAUCACAGAGGUUAACCCAGCUGACCCCUCCUCCUCUCCCCCCUCCUCUGUGGUAAGACCAAUGGGCCUCCAAAACACUGAAGAUAACGCCAGGAUCUCAAUCACGUUCUUUCGGCUGUUCCGCGUGAUGAGGCUGGUGAAGCUCCUGUCUCGGGGAGAGGGCAUUCGGACGCUGCUCUGGACCUUCAUUAAAUCCUUUCAGGCUCUUCCCUAUGUUGCUCUGCUGAUCGUAAUGCUGUUCUUCAUCUACGCCGUCAUUGGGAUGCAGAUGUUUGGUAAGAUUGCCCUGAGGGACCACAGCCAGAUCAACCGAAACAACAACUUUCAGACGUUUCCUCAGGCGGUUCUGCUGCUCUUCAGGUGUGCAACAGGGGAGGCGUGGCAGGAAAUCAUGCUGGCCUGCUCUCCAAACCGCCCCUGCGAGAAGGGGUCGGAGGUCAACCAUUUGAGUGAAGACUGCGGCAGUCACUUUGCCAUCUUCUACUUUGUUAGCUUUUAUAUGCUUUGCGCCUUCCUGAUCAUUAACCUCUUUGUGGCCGUCAUCAUGGACAACUUCGACUAUUUAACACGUGAUUGGUCGAUAUUGGGGCCACAUCACCUGGAUGAGUUUAAGAGGAUAUGGGCAGAAUACGAUCCUGAGGCCAAGGGUCGGAUAAAGCACCUGGAUGUGGUGACGUUACUGCGCAGGAUUCAGCCUCCCCUUGGAUUUGGAAAGCUUUGUCCACAUAGAGUGGCAUGCAAGCGACUUGUGUCCAUGAACAUGCCUCUCAAUAGUGACGGGACGGUGAUGUUCAACGCAACUCUCUUCGCUCUGGUACGAACGGCUCUACGCAUCAAAACCGAAGGUAACUUGGAGCAAGCAAACGAGGAACUCAGGGCCAUCGUGAAGAAGAUCUGGAAGAGGACGAGCAUGAAGUUGCUGGAUCAAGUUGUGCCCCCUGCUGGAGAUGAUGAAGUAACCGUUGGGAAGUUCUAUGCCACAUUCCUGAUUCAGGAAUACUUCAGGAAAUUUAAGAAACGCAAGGAACAGGGCCUGGUGGCCAAAAUUCCCCCAAAGACUGCUCUUUCACUGCAGGCUGGCCUGCGUACGCUGCAUGAUAUGGGUCCCGAGAUCAGAAGAGCGAUAUCAGGAGACCUGACUGUGGAGGAGGAGCUGGAGAGAGCCAUGAAGGAAACCGUGUGUGCUGCUUCUGAGGAUGAUAUCUUCAGGGUAAAGCGGUCUGGCGGGCUUUUCGGUAACCACGUCAACUACUAUCAUCAGAGCGACGGCCACGCCUCCUUCCCACAGUCCUUCACAACACAGCGGCCGUUGCACAUCAGUAAAUCCGGGAGUCCCGGCGAGGCAGAAUCUCCCUCUCAUCAGAAGCUGGUCGACUCCACCUUCACUCCGAGCAGUUACUCUUCCUCAGGAUCCAACGCAAACAUCAACAACGCCAACAACACAGCCAUCGGACACCGCUACCCCAAACCUACCGUCAGCACAGUGGACGGACACACGGGGCCGCCCCUCACCACCGUCCCACUACCACGGCCCACAUGGUGCUUUCCUAACAAGAGGAGCUGUUUCUAUGACACUUUCAUGCGCUCUGAUUCCAGUGACAGUCGUCUCCCUAUAAUACGACGAGAGGAAGCCUCUACAGAUGAGACGUACGAUGAAACGUUUCUAGAUGAGAGAGAUCAGACCAUGCUCUCAAUGGACAUGCUGGAAUUUCAGGAUGAGGAGAGCAAGCAACUGGCUCCGAUGGUGGAGGCGGAUGUAGGGGAGGAGAGGAGGCCGUGGCAGUCUCCACGAAGACGGGCCUUUCUCUGCCCCACUGCACUGGGCCGCCGGUCUUCCUUUCACUUGGAGUGUCUGAGAAAACAUAACAGACCUGAUGUUUCUCAGAAAACAGCACUACCACUGCACCUAGUGCAUCAUCAGGCUCUUGCUGUGGCGGGGUUGAGUCCCUUGCUGAGAAGGAGUCAUUCUCCGACGCUGUUCACGCGUCUGUGCUCCACGCCUCCCGCGAGUCCCAGCGGCCGCGGCGGGGGAGGGCCGUGCUACCAGCCCGUUCCAUCUCUGCGGCUGGAGGGCAGCGGAUCUUACGAGAAACUCAACAGCAGCAUGCCGUCUGUGAACUGCAGCUCGUGGUACAGCGACAGCAACGGCAACCACAGCCGGAGCGUGCAGAGGACGCAGCGACCCGUGUCCCUCACGGUUCCUCCGGUCACACGCAGAGACUCCACAUCCCUGUCACACGGGAGCGCCGGCAGCCUCGUGGAGGCCGUGUUGAUAUCCGAGGGUUUGGGUCGCUAUGCACAGGAUCCCUCCUUCAUCCAGGUAGCGAAGCAGGAACUAGCGGACGCCUGCGACAUGACCAUGGAGGAGAUGGAGAACGCCGCCGACAACAUUCUCAACGCCAACGCGCCGCCCAACGCCAACGGAAACCUGCUACCCUUCAUACAGUGCAGAGACACUGGCUCGCAGGAGUCCCGUUGCAGCCACGCGCUGGGCCUCUCGACCGCCUCGGGCUCCGACGAGCUGCUGGGGGCGGAGCUUGAGCGCUCCGAGGGGGCGGGGCAGCGGAACAGCACUCUGAUGGAGGACGAGGACAUGGAGUGCGUGACCAGUUUGUAGGGGGAACAGCAGCAGCAACGGAGGACUUCCUGUGUCUUAGCCCAGCUCUCUCUGAGGACACUGCUGUCCUGCAGUCUGACCCGUCUGUUGCGUGUACCUACCGUAGGGGUAUAAGGCCAUUCUGCUUAGCUGAGACCGAGUUGGUUUUUUUAGUUCGUCCGUGUGUUUGCGAGAGCACGAGCGAGUAGGCGUGUGUACAUGUUUGUGUGUGCGUGUUUCUAAAGUGCCUCACAGUUCUCACAACCUUGAUUGCAGUAAGGAAACGAAACCCUGACCGAGCAGGGAAUGAAGGGAGUUUGCGCUGACCUGUGUGUGGCGGUAGGACUCGACGGCCCGGGGCAUCGGCGAGGACGCUCGUGCCGAGCAGGUGGAUCUCGAGGGCCGCGUUGGGAAUUUACCGUCCGGGGGGUUCGAGAGAUUGGACACAUUGGAGCGGCUCUCUCUUUCCCUUCCAUUUAUCCAUCCCUCCGUUGAUCAGGAGAAGCGUCGUCUGCAAGCGCCCGCACGUCAUCCUUCUCCUUUUUUGUGUUCAGUUGAUGAUUUUUGCUGCUUGUUUUAUUUUAUUUUUUUCCCCGAUUUGAUUUCUCUAGUUAAGCCUGCACAUAGCUUUUCCUUUUAUCAGCGGAAGACUGAACUCUCUGAAUUGCUCUCUUUCUUGUGUACCGUUACGGCUUCCAGCUGUGUAAGGUACGGGUCAUUGCAUCAGUGGCCUUUUAUCCCAGAUCUGCUUCAGGUUUCAUUUAGUUUAUUUUUUUUUCGUUUUUUUAUUUUUUAUUUCAGCAUUUAGUGUUUAUAAUGUUGUUUGCACACAAGAUGGAUGCUGUUUUUUUUCUUAAAUUAUUAUUAUUAUUAUUAUUAUUAUUGAAGGCGUUUAAGAUGUUUAUGCCAGAUGCAGUGUUGUGAAUCUAAUGCCUCUUACAGACACACACAAGAAAAAACAAAUUAUUUAUUUAUUUAUUCCUGUCAGAGGUGAAGCGCGUUCCGCUGGGGGUCGGGUCUCUCUCUCGAUGUUUAUUGGUAGCUCACAAGCUGUAAAUGAGCAGUGUCACUCACCUGGGCGCAGGUAGCACUGACAGGUCUCAUGGCUGCUGUUGGAUCGGACUCGCAUUUGCUCUGAAACUACUGACGUUUCUUCACUGCUGAUCUCCAGAAACAUUCAGCCGACAGCUGCGAUCCGGUCACGAUCCCACCUGCUCGACACAGGAAACAGCAGAUCUUCGGGAAGGUCAGUAACGGUGCACUUUGAGAAGAGGAAGGGUGGAGUAUUCAGGGAUGUCUGGGUAGCGCAUCAUUAAAAAAAACAAACAAACAAACAAACUCUAAUGUAGUUCACACAGGGCUAAAUAUAUGACCAUCAUUAUGAAAGUACCAACAUCAGCAGUGUCAUCAUCAUACAAUGUUAUUGAUUGCUAUUAUUAUUAUUACUCUUAUUGUUAAGGAUAUUUUUCUGCUGCGUUUAACACUGUUUCCAUGCAGUUCGGCAGACACACAGAGAACUACUUAUCGAUCUAUUAUGCAAAUAAGGUGUUGAAGCGUUGUGUUGGUAAUGUGUCGACGGGGAUGGAGUGCAUCCCUCAAACACGUGCGCUGAUGAGAAACCUGACCAAUCCACUUCCAGGCGUCUCUCUGUUCGUGCCACACCAGACCGGGUUAGAAGUUCUGUCACCGUUUUGCACACUACUUCAGACGAUAUGAAUUUCUCUUUCCAUGUAUGAUAAUAGAUAACUGACUAUUUUUGUCUAGCUGACUCCUCACUUUCUACAGAGCGUCCUGGCGUUUGGUCCCAGGGCCUCGAACAUCGCAUUCGAUCUCAGUCUCCGGUCCUGUGCCAUUUUUUUUGUUGUUUUCGGGGUUUUUUUUUUGGUCGAUUGAGUUCGUGAAUGUUUACAGGAGGUCUCUGCUCUGCAAAGCUUGUGAAAAAAAAAAAACGAAACAAAAAAACGUGACAAAUGUAGCCAGAACCCACCUGCUCUGUUCCAAAGCCGCCACCACACCCUCAUAUCUCCUACACACACGUGCCAUACGUCAUUGUGAGGCUGCCCCAGGCAUAUUUCGAGGCCUUGGUUGUGUACGUGUGCGAGUUUCUCCGUGUUUAGCAUAUGCAGAGCGCGGAAACGAGCGCGUUUGUGUGGUGUUCGUGUUAGUAUAUGCAGGAUGAGUGAGUGCGUGAGUGCAUGCGUAUGUGCUUGCAUACCACAAGAUAUGCAAAAACAAUGCAAUAACUUUGACUGUACAACAGUUUCCUUCAGAACUACAGCUGUACAAAAAUCUAAGAUACGGAGAGAAAUAUAUUCACUGUCGUGUAUUAAGUUACAGAACUUUAAAUUGAAGAAACCUGUCAUACUUGAAAUCGGGUGCAUUUGAGUAUUGAGUAUUUUGAAAUAAUCUUGUGCGGGUCAGUUUGGUUCGAUGUUUUUCUUCUGUUGGUUUCAAUUAUCUCUGCAUGAGGAUUCUUUUGGUGUGCCAAGCGUUUUUUGAGUAGUUUUUUUGUUGUUGUUUUCAUUUUGAAACACUGAGGAAACACUGAUGACGAGGAGCGAAGGUGUAAAUACAGACGGAGGAGAGAAGCGUCUCGUUGGUGUGAAAAUGAUUUUGCAUAUCUUGUGCUCAGCUGAAAGGUGCAUGAUACGCAAGAGCAGCUCUCUCUCUUUCACUCUCGCUUCCCCCCCUUUAUCUUUUCAUUCGCUCACCCUCCUUGUCCUUUCUUCGGCAGACAUCACAGCGAAGGCGUUUUAUUACGGCACCCGUGCGCCGCUGAACUGGCUCACUUUAAGUAGUUGGUCAUGCACAUCGAUUCUCGCUAUUAUUUGAGGCUGCAAGCGGAAAUAGUAGAAAUCCCCUUUCAUUUCUCAAGUCUCAUGGACAAUCUGCGUUCGGCGAGGAGAUUUAGGUUGGAAAUAAUGGAUCUGGAUGCUAAGCUUGAAUCAAUUUUGUUUUGUUCUCGUUUGCAUGGAGUCUAAAGGAUGGAGUCCUCCUCUCCCUUCAUUAGCCGAUGAUUGUAUAUUUUUAUAGACUUAUAGAAAAGAAUUAACACGUGAGAAGAGACGAUAUAAACUCAUCUAUAUCUGCUGAAUGUCAGGGUUAAAAUGGCUACACACAACCGUGUUUGAGAAUGUAUGUAGUGACUACGUAUAGAUAGAAAUAAAAUUUAUGAUAGAGAAAUAUAGAGUAAAUCAUUCGUAUUCACCGCAGUAGCUCCUUUUGAACCUCUGCUCGUCCGGCCUGUUUUUAAGCAGGAUGCUUAAGGGGGGGUUUUUUGCUGAGGGAGGAGUGCAAUGAGAUUAAUCGUGUGAUUUUGAACCCGAGGGCUUUUUCCACAGCUGCUUUAUUCAGAUCAACACAUCCCGUUCCCCUCCGAGCACCUGCACACGACAGAACGGCGUGGAAAAGCCACAAGCUUUCGCGACACAGAAGCAGCGCCUGUGUUGAAUGAAACCGCUAAUGAAUGAACACAGAGAGCUGUCUGCUCAGGCCUUGGGGAAAUGUACCAAAUAUUUGACUGAAUAUUUUAUUAGUUGCUCAGUGAGGUUUUUGCCCAAAUGGUUGUAAUGUAGCUUUUCUUCUCUCAGAGAACCAGAAGUUAUUUUCUAUAUUUUAAAAUAUAUGAGAACUAUUUAUCGGAUGGUUUGAGGGAAAGUCGAUGAGGAUGAUAUUUUAGCAGGGGAAGCGUAGGUGGCUUUUUUUGAUCGACCGUGGCUUGUAUUUGAGUUCGCCAUCUGUAGCAGUAGCAUGCACAAGUUUCCCCAAUGAAGAGAAGAAUAUAUUGAAAAAAAACGGUUUGAUGCAUUUAAAUCGUAAAUAUUUUUGGAAAUAUAAACCCCCUAGAAAAGAGUAAGCUAUCCAUAGCAAACGAGCAGCAUUUUUAUAACCACACGAGUUCACGAAACAUUAAACCGUUUUUGUUUGUUUUAUUCGGAUAAACCCAGUAAUGCACGAACGCAAAACGUUAGUGGAUUUAUUAAGACGUCUGUAGUUCAAGCAUCAGCAUUCGGGCUGUCUGGCGUUUUUGGGUUCGUGCUUGUUCGUAUGCCAAUUCUGCAUGUGUCAGACUGAAGGAACGUGCCGUGGGGUUGACCUUUGACCCAGAGAAAGCCUGGACAGGUGCAAUGUCUGCCCUCUGGUUUAACCUUUGUGUAGCACGUAUCUCUAAUGUCCUCCUUUAUAUGACUGUUAAUUUGAUAUUAUAAGUUAAUGUAGUGCGUUAACGAGUUUUAAUGAUAAACUAAAAGCUAAGGUGGUGAUGCAAUAAUCACAAUUUGCACAUUUAAACCACGUUUAGUUGGACACGUCGUACACAUAAUCCAAGUAAAGGAUGAAUUUAUGCAUAGAUUUUAGCUGUCGUGUAUAUAUUGAUUUCGCCCUAAGCUCAAAACGUCGAUCUUGCCAUAGUUUCAUUUCCACAGGUGGGACGAUAAUUAAUGCAGAUCUGCUCUUCGGUGUUUUUCAGUGCACUGAUUGCGUUCAAAUCCCCAGCUGUGUGGGGAAGGGAAAUGCAAGAGCGUUUAUACGAACCAGUUUGAGGUUUUCGAGCGGCAUUUCCCCGCCUCUAGUUCCACCCAGCGAAUGUAGCACUAGAGAAAGAAGAAGAUGGGCGGGACGGUAACGGUUAUAACGAGGAGCUCAAAGAGUUAAUAUUGCACAAAUCUCCAUGUAUGAGUGAACCUUUUAACAACUUAUUCUUUCCCACAUCCUGCUUUCUUUCUGCAGAGGUGGAAGUAACGCUCUUUUUGAUGGCGUCGAGCUCUGGGCUUGAUUUGUCGGGUCUCUCUUUCUGAUGCUCACUCGUCUACGAGCGGUCCGCCGUUCCUUCCGUUAUAGAGGCUGCCUCACGCUCUUUUCCUGUGUUCGUAGGCGAUUCGGUUCACGCUUAACCACUUAAGACUCAAGAAGGGAGGAAUCUUCGAGCGGAUCGUCUCGGUUGCUUUAUUUUGGUCGACCGCACGAGCAGCUUCUAUAGUCUUUGAUUGACUGUGCGGACGGGAAGUGUGGUCUGGAGGCCCUGAGCUGUUUGGUAGAUUAACGAGCCGAAUUAAAAUUAGAUGCGUGUCGUGCUUUUGGUAGAAUUCGAAGGCAUCAGUGCUGACCAUUCAGGUCUCUCACGAAACACCGUCAGAGGUCGUUCACGUUUCGGACUAUUUAAUGGCGUUUAGACCCCAGGUGUUAUUGAAAACUCUGUGAGACGUCUGCAUGGUCUGUCAUUCCCUCCUCUACUUUUGCUGAGACUCUUUUGUUUCAUUUCAUCAUUCUUUCAUUUGUUCAUUUAGAUUUUAAAAAGAAUACGCUACGUAAAUCUGAAGAUUCAAUCACUUUUUCUACUCCUAUUUUCAAAAAAAAAGUGAAACGAAAAAAACCAACAAAAAAUUGGAUUUGUAAAUAAGUGAUUGUACAGUUUGUAUCUGUAUCUGUCAGUCUGUCUUUGGUGACAGAGUGUGUCUUGCUUAUAACGCACGCUACCAGUAAAUAAAAACUAAAAAAUAUCUUUAGAUUGUAUGGUUCUUGACAGGAAGUUUUAAAUUAAUCUCUGCUGUAUAUUCCUGUAAUAUUGCAUUUUUAUCUGAGGAAUGAUGUUAUUAAACAAUUGCAAAUAAAGUGAAUUUCCUAA